This is a messenger RNA of Ruditapes philippinarum (Manila clam), 680 nucleotides long. RefSeq names its product perlucin-like protein. The record is from RefSeq and is a predicted model, not a curated record. The transcript is spliced from 5 exons. NCBI's taxonomy places the organism in Eukaryota, Metazoa, Mollusca, Bivalvia, Venerida, Veneridae. The coding region runs from base 105 to 596 and encodes 163 amino acids.
UUAUCAGAUGUUUAAAUUUUAGAACACAAUUUAGUGCAUGACAGUUGUAUAAAUAAGCAGUGGAUUACAAAGAAAAUUAUGAUAAAUAUUAACACAACAAAAGCAUGUCUAAAAUUCAGACUCUUAUCUUUGCCUCAGCCCUUCUUGGUACCGUGUAUAGUGCAUGUGAAAGUGGUUGGAGGCAUUUUGGCGGCCAUUGCUACCGAUUCACAACAGAAAAGCAACCAUGGGUUGAAGCAAGGAAAAUGUGUCAAUGGCAUAAUAGUGAUCUUGUUGUCAUAGAGACAACCGAAGAACAAACAUGGGUUCGCAAACAAGCAUUAACAUUUAAUCACACCGACGUCGACAGUGGUUUCUGGCUUGGCGGAGUCAAUUUUAACAAUGAUGGAAAUUGGAUAUGGGAACCAACAAAUAAGCCAUUGACAUACGCACCAUGGGGUACUUCACCUCAACAGCCAAACAACGUAAACAACAGAGAAUUUUGCUUAGCAUCAAUAAAAUAUUUUGAUUAUAGUUGGAGUGACGAGUAUUGUAAUUGGGAUGUGCUGCAAUACGUAUGUGAGAAAAAGAAUACUGCUACACACAUAGUUGGUUAGAAUGCAUUCAUCGUCACAUAAUUUUCCCUGUGAACAUUCUAUUAAAUAAAUUUAAGGAACGAAUAAACGUACAAAAUGAGAUAA